Molecule: messenger RNA, 3198 nt
Organism: Scleropages formosus (Asian bonytongue)
Lineage: Eukaryota; Metazoa; Chordata; Actinopteri; Osteoglossiformes; Osteoglossidae
Gene: mtrex
Product: Mtr4 exosome RNA helicase
Exons: 27
Coding region: 72-3173 (1033 amino acids)
Biological process (GO): maturation of 5.8S rRNA; RNA catabolic process
Cellular component (GO): nucleus
Molecular function (GO): RNA binding; ATP binding; RNA helicase activity
Source: RefSeq, a predicted model, not a curated record
GCUGUAGCGGAAGCAUUUGGCCCCGAGGUGUAUUGUGGGAAUUGUAGGCGACAGCCGUGUGACUACCAGCCAUGGCGGACGCCUUCGGAGACGAGCUGUUCAGCGUGUUUGAAGACGAACAAGCAAGUUCAAGUAAACGGAAAAAGCUCACCCCGGGACAGAAGACAGGUAAAGGAAAUCAUGGUCCGGAUAAAGCGGAAAACAGCUCCACCGCUCAGGGAAAGAGAGAAUUCGAAAAUGAUGGUGAUGAUGUCAUUUUCGGAAAGAAGCCGAAGAUCGAAACGCCAUCUGCAGAAGAGCUAAACCUUGCAGAGCUCAUGCCUCAAGUGAAGGUGGAACAGGUGGAGACUGUGGAAGGCUGCACCCAUGAGGUCGCCCUGCCAGCCAGUGAAAACUACACACCACUGAAGCCUCGAGUGGGAAAAGCAGCAAAGGAGUAUCCCUUCAUUCUGGACCCCUUUCAGCGAGAAGCCAUUCUGUGCAUUGACAAUAACCAGUCUGUCCUAGUUUCUGCUCACACCUCUGCGGGAAAGACUGUGUGUGCAGAGUAUGCCAUUGCCCUGGCUCUGCGAGAGAAGCAGCGAGUGAUUUUCACCAGCCCCAUCAAAGCCCUGAGCAAUCAGAAAUACCGAGAGAUGUACGAGGAGUUCCAGGAUGUGGGUCUAAUGACAGGUGAUGUGACCAUCAACCCCACAGCCUCCUGCUUGGUCAUGACCACUGAGAUUUUAAGGAGCAUGCUGUAUAGAGGCUCUGAGGUGAUGAGGGAGGUGGCCUGGGUAAUCUUUGAUGAGAUCCAUUACAUGAGGGAUUCAGAACGUGGUGUUGUUUGGGAGGAAACCAUCAUCCUGCUUCCUGAUAAUGUGCAUUAUGUCUUCCUUUCUGCCACCAUUCCCAACGCAAGGCAGUUCGCUGAGUGGAUCUGUCACCUUCACAAGCAGCCGUGUCAUGUGGUAUACACGGACUACCGCCCAACUCCGCUGCAGCACUACAUCUUUCCAGCGGGUGGCGAUGGACUUCAUCUUGUGGUGGAUGAAAAUGGAGACUUCAGAGAAGACAACUUCAACACGGCAAUGCAGGUGCUGCGAGAUGCUGGGGAUUCAGGCAGCAGCGGUGGAAAGUGGGACCCCAAAGGCCGGAAAGGGGGCACCAAAGGUCCAUCCAACGUUUUCAAGAUUGUGAAGAUGAUUAUGGAAAGAAACUUUCAGCCUGUCAUUAUUUUCAGCUUCAGUAAGAAGGAGUGCGAGGCAUAUGCCAUACAGGUGGCCAAGCUGGAUUUCAAUUCAGAUGAAGAGAAGAAGCUUGUGGAAGAAGUGUUCAACAAUGCCAUUGACUGCUUGUCGGACGAAGACAAAAAACUUCCACAGGUGGAGCAUGUCCUGCCCCUGCUGAAGCGAGGCAUUGGCAUCCACCAUGGCGGUCUCCUGCCCAUCUUGAAGGAGACCAUUGAGAUCCUUUUCUCAGAAGGCCUGCUGAAGGCCUUGUUUGCCACAGAGACCUUUGCCAUGGGAAUAAACAUGCCAGCUCGCACAGUGCUCUUCACCAGUGCUCGCAAGUUUGAUGGGAAGGACUUCCGCUGGAUUACGUCUGGUGAAUACAUUCAGAUGUCUGGGCGUGCUGGGAGACGAGGCAUGGACGAGAGGGGGAUCGUGAUCUUCAUGGUGGAUGAGAAGAUGAGCCCUACUGUGGGAAAGCAGCUUCUCAAGGGCUCUGCGGACCCCCUCAACAGCGCCUUCCACCUGACCUACAACAUGGUGCUGAACCUGUUGCGAGUGGAGGAGAUCAAUCCAGAGUACAUGCUGGAGAAGUCCUUCUACCAGUUCCAGCACUAUAGAGCCGUCCCUGGUGUCCUUGAGAAAAUGAAGAAGCUGGAGGAACAGUACAAUGCCAUAGAAAUCCCCAAUGAGGAGAGUGUGGUCACAUACUACAAAAUCAGACAGCAGCUGGCCAAACUAGGGAAGGAUAUCGAGGAGUACCUCCACAAACCCAAAUACUGCUUGCCUUUCCUGCAACCAGGAAGACUAGUGAAGGUGAAAAAUGAAGGUGAUGACUUUGGAUGGGGGGUUGUCGUCAAUUUCUCUAAGAAGUCAAAUGUUAAGGCUGGCACAGGAGAGCUGGACCCCCUUUAUGUGGUGGAGGUGCUGGUCAACUGCAGCAAAGAGAGUGUGAGGAACGCUGCCACAGAGGCUGCCAGGCCCUGCAAACCUGGAGAGAAGGGCGAGAUGCAAGUUGUUCCUGUAAUGCUUCAUCUGCUCACAAGUAUCAGCUCUGUCCGCCUCUACAUCCCCAAAGACCUGCGGCCCUUUGAUAGCCGACAGAGUGUGCUGAAGUCGUUGCAGGAGGUUCAGAAGCGCUUCCCUGAUGGCGUGCCACUUCUGGAUCCCAUUGAUGACAUGGGCAUCAAGGACCAGGGAUUGAAGAAGAUCAUCCAGAAGGUGGAGGCCUUUGAGCUCAGAAUGUACUCGCAUCCCCUGCACAACGAUGCCAAUUUGGAGUCUGUCUACAAGCUCUGUGAAAAAAAGGCACAGAUUGCGGCAGACAUCAAGAGUGCGAAGCGAGAGCUGAAGCGAGCGCGGACCGUGCUGCAGAUGGACGAGCUCAAGUGCCGCAAGCGUGUGCUGCGUCGCCUGGGUUUUGCCACAUCCUCAGACGUCAUCGAGAUGAAGGGCCGCGUGGCCUGUGAGAUCAGCAGUGCAGAUGAGCUGCUCCUGACGGAGAUGAUGUUCAACGGCCUCUUCAACGACCUCACUUCCGAACAGGCGACGGCACUGCUCAGCUGCUUCGUGUUCCAGGAAAAUGCCAGCGAGUUGCCCAAGCUGACGGAGCAGUUAGCCGGACCGCUGCGGCAAAUGCAGGAAUGUGCCAAGCGCAUAGCCAAAGUGUCAGCUGAGGCCAAGCUGGAGGUGGACGAGGAAACGUACCUGAGCUCAUUCCGUUCCCACCUCAUGGAUGUGGUGUACACCUGGGCCAACGGCGCCACCUUCGCGCAGAUCUGCAAGAUGACGGAUGUUUUUGAAGGGAGCAUCAUCCGCUGCAUGAGGCGUCUGGAGGAGCUGCUGAGGCAGAUGUGUCAGGCAGCCAAGGCCAUAGGAAACACGGAGCUGGAGAAUAAGUUUGCCGAAGGUAUCACAAAAAUCAAGAGGGACAUCGUCUUUGCUGCCAGUCUGUACUUGUAAAAAAAAAAAAAAAAAAUUUUUUUAA